GAUUUUCUAAAUUUUAUUGCAGCACCUUCGCAUCUAACUUUCCAUUAUGCACUGGACUGUUUUGGUCGUUUCCAAUUUGAUUAUGUCACACCAAGCCCCUAUAUGUAAAACCAGAACCAAAACAGGAGCAGCGCGUUUCAGUUUGAAUAAAACAGAGAACUGGUAUCCAUCCUUCCUCUGUAAUUGGUCACAACGCCAACCCCCCCUCCUCACAUAUGAGCCUGGCCCAAUAUGAGUCUGACUUCGCUGCAGUCGGCGGCGCAGCUCAGUCUGCCGCUUCUCCGCGUCCAAAACGCGCAUCCACGUUGCUGCGGACAGACUGAGUGAUGGUUUACAUUUUAUCCAACGCGGUUUUACCGACGGGCGCUGCUUUGAUACAAAUGUAGCCCGAAUCAAUUUUCCUUCAGCGGCUGUUGUGAGAUGUUCUGCGUUUGCCAUGGCAAGAGGUCUGUUUCCAUGGGGGUUCUUGCGAAAGCCUCUGUACAUCCAGGCUAGAUUCUCCUACCAACACAUGAAGUACCUCUUCUUUUCCUGGCUGGCAGUGUUCGUGGGGAGCUGGAUAGUGUACGUGGAGUACUCCUCCUACACAGAGCUGUGCCGAGGGCACGACUGCAAAAACUCAAUAUGUGACAAGUACAGAAAGGGAGUCAUUGACGGGUCGGCCUGCAGCAGCCUGUGUGAGAAAGAGACACUUUACCUGGGAAAGUGCUUCACCGCGAAACCCAACAGCCAGGUCAGUCCCAAAACACACUCCCACCCAGUCUGCUUGGUGUCAAUCCAGCUCAGGCCUACCCCUUGUGUGUUCCAGGUUUACUCUGGGAGCUGGGGAGACUUAGAGGGGGUCAUUAAGUGCCAGAUGGAGGAGGUUCGGCGUUACGAUUUGGGAGGCGAGAUGGAGCCAAAGAAGGAGGCGUCGGCGGCCUUCAGCAAGCCCACCAAGGGGACCUCUGUGGAGAAGUUCAGGGAGAUGAUCCACAACCACCUAAAGGUCAGGACUGCUCCAUUAAACACAAAACAGUCGGUAUUCAGAGCCUUAUUUCGCCUCGAGACCUUUAUCGUUUCUUUACAGGCCAAAGUGGGGGAUCGGGCAAACCUCGCAGACCUGGCAACCCAAGUAUUAUCCAUAGCAGAUGCCAAUAAAGACGGCCACAUCUCACUACCAGAAGCCCGCUCCACGUGGGCUCUGCUGCAGCUCAACGAGUUCCUGUUAGCGUUAGUCCUGCAAGACAGAGAGCACACACCCAAGUUACUGGGCUUCUGCGGAGACCUGUACGUGAUGGAGAAGGUGCCAUACUCCCCCUUGUACGGGAUUAGUCUACCCUGGAUCAUGGAGGUGUGGAUUCCCGCCGGUCUGCGCCGGAGCAUGGACCAAUGGUUCACCCCGUCCUGGCCACACAAGGCCAAGAUCGCCAUCGGACUGCUGGAGCUGGUCGAGGACAUUUUUCACGGCACCUUCGGCAGCUUCAUAAUGUGCGACGUCAGCGCCGCCAGCUUCGGCUACAACGACCGCCACGACCUGAAGGUGAUGGACGCGCGCUACAUCGUUCCCGAAGCCAUCUUCCAGGAAGGAAUCAGGCAGCAGCGCUGCGACGUGGACGAGGAUUGCCUCUACGGGUCCGACUGCCUCACUUCCUGCGACCUCACCAAGCAUCGCUGCACGCCCGAGGUCGCCAGGCCGAACUUAGCCAAAGCCUGCGAAGCGCUCAAAGAUUACAUUCUGAGGGGAGCACCGUCCGACGUGAGAGAGGAGCUCGAGAAGCAGCUGUACGCUUGCAUCGCACUGAAAGGUUCAGCAGAACAGAUGGAAAUUGAGCAUUCACUAAUUCUGAACAACCUGAAGACUUUGCUCUGGAAGAAAAUCUCUCACACGAAAGACUCCUAAUAAACCAGCACAACAAACUGGCACAAAGACUGAGUCGCACCGUUUCCUAGUAAAACUGACAUGGAAAUAUAUCCCACUUCCAUAUAACAAUGAUGUAUUUUUAGUUCUACAGCUGUCAGAAUGUUAUUUUAAUUUUUAAAUUAUAUAGGUCAAUUUACAUGUAGGUCACAGUAACAAACCAAGGUUUUUUUGAAAGCAGUUAAUAAAUUUAAAUCAAGAACCUACA
Molecule: messenger RNA, 2108 nt
Organism: Mugil cephalus (flathead mullet)
Lineage: Eukaryota; Metazoa; Chordata; Actinopteri; Mugiliformes; Mugilidae
Product: divergent protein kinase domain 1A-like
Exons: 3
Coding region: 437-1882 (481 amino acids)
Source: RefSeq, a predicted model, not a curated record